GACCGCUGUUACACUGUGUGCUGAAGUUUUCCUCAUUCAUAUUGCUUGUUGAGCACAGCACAUCUUCCCAUUCCAUCUCCUUUCUUGCCUGCUGCUCUUCUCUGCUGCACAGCCUCACGCUCAGGCAUGAACACUGGAAUCUCUGUGAUAGUGCUGCUGGUGGCUCUUUCCAGCAGCAGCUGCUUCUCUCACCACACACACUCAGUGGAAGAAGGGCAGUUGGAUGGAGGUUCUGUAGACGAGCACAAACGCCACACCCGUGCAGUGCCCCCCAAUGGCCAGCUCAACUUAUUGUCUAAAACUCAAGAUGAGAACGUGGAGGAGGACGCGGUGCGCAGGCUGAAUGAACUGCUGGCUAGAAUCAUUUCCAAAAAAGGUUCAUAUCGCAGGAGUCCAUCCCUCAACAGCAGGUCCAGCCACAGAAUAAAGGACAGAGACUACUUGGGCUGGAUGGAUUUUGGCCGCCGGAGCGCUGAGGAGUAUGAAUACUCUUCAUAAUAUCCAAUCCCCCAAACAUCAUUUUUAGGGAAUUAAUCAAUCUGCCAACUAUGUGUACAGAGAGAUACACUUGAAUUCUUCUUGCCAAUCAAGUCAUUGUUGGAGUGCCCUUUCUUCAACUUAUUUCUAAUGUAAAUUUGUAUAAUGAAGAUGAUGCAAUAUAUGAUUAUCUAUGUGUAACUCAUACAGAUUUUACAUGCACUCACAUUUUCAAGGGGGAAAGAAAUGUGCUCUGUUUUAUUUAUUUUCUUCUGUAUAUGAUUUUGUUCUAGCAUUAGAAAAUCUGUAAGAUGUUUGAGAAUAAAUCAUUGCCUUAA
Messenger RNA from Silurus meridionalis, 815 nucleotides. RefSeq names its product cholecystokinin a (gene ccka). Gene Ontology annotation, molecular function: neuropeptide hormone activity. The record is from RefSeq and is a predicted model, not a curated record. Gene Ontology annotation, biological process: digestion. NCBI's taxonomy places the organism in Eukaryota, Metazoa, Chordata, Actinopteri, Siluriformes, Siluridae. The transcript has 3 exons. Gene Ontology annotation, cellular component: extracellular region; axon. The coding region runs from base 127 to 498 and encodes 123 amino acids.